UUUUUUUUUAGCUUUGUUUCCUUUUGAACAGUAUAACCUAUAAAAUGCUGAGAUCUUAUCAACGCAGAUUGUUCUCUUCGGCCAGAGUACUGGCUGAGGCUAGUCAAAAAAAACAUGAUAUUCUUGUCAUUGGAGGCGGCCCCGGAGGUUAUGUAGCAGCAAUCAAGGCUGCCCAACUUGGAUUUGACACAGCCUGUGUCGAAAAGAGAGGUAGACUUGGCGGAACGUGUCUCAAUGUCGGAUGCAUCCCCUCUAAAGCCUUGCUGAACAACUCGCAUCUUUAUCAUCAAAUUCAACACGAGUCGAAGUCAAGAGGGAUUGAUAUAAAGGGCGAUGUCAGUCUUAAUCUUCCUAAAUUCAUGGAUGCGAAGGAUAAAGUUGUCGCCCAAUUAACUGGAGGAAUUGAAAUGUUGUUCAAAAAGUAUGGUGUUAAAUAUUAUAAGGGUGCAGCAUCGUUUGUUGAUGAGCACCAUGUCGAUAUUGACCCAAUUGAAGACGGUGAGAAGGCCGUUGUCAAAGCUGACAACAUCAUUAUUGCAACUGGUUCCGAGGCCACGCCAUUCCCAGGUAUUGAAAUCGAUGAAGAAAGAAUAGUUUCCUCAACAGGUUGUCUUUCUUUGUCCGAAAUUCCUAAAAGGUUGGUUAUCAUUGGAGGAGGCAUUAUUGGCUUGGAGAUGGGUUCUGUGUGGUCUAGAUUGGGCUCGCAGGUCACUGUUCUAGAAUUUCAGAAUGCUAUUGGUGCAGGAAUGGACGGUGAAGUUUCGAAAGCAACACAGAAAUUCUUGACGAAGCAAGGUUUGAAAUUCAAGCUUGGUGCAAAAGUCACCAAAGGGGUCAGGGAAGGGGACCUGGUUAAAAUUGAGUAUGAAGACACCAAAACUGGAAAAACUGAGUCUUUGGAGGCAGAUGUUUUACUUGUUGCUGUCGGUAGGAGACCCUACCUCAAGGGUUUGAAUGCAGAAGCUAUUGGCCUCGAUAUCGAGAAAAAAGGAAGAGUUGUUAUUGACUCGCAAUUCAAGACCAAGUUUGACCACAUUAGAUGUAUUGGCGAUGCCACUUUCGGCCCAAUGUUGGCUCACAAAGCAGAAGAGGAGGGCAUUGCUGCUGUGGAAUACAUUAAGAAUGGACAUGGCCACGUCAACUAUGCCAAUAUUCCUGCAGUUAUGUACUCUCAUCCUGAGGUUGCCUGGGUUGGGCAAACGGAGGAACAACUGAAGGAGGCAGGCAUCAAGUAUAAGGUCGGCAAAUUUCCUUUCAUUGCAAACUCCAGGGCCAAAACUAACAUGGAUACUGAAGGCUUUGUCAAAUUUAUUGCUGAUGCCGACACCGAAAGGGUUUUGGGAUGUCAUAUCAUUGGUCCAAAUGCGGGAGAAAUGAUAGCAGAGGCCGGUCUGGCACUUGAGUAUGGUGCUUCUACGGAAGACAUCGCUAGAGUCUGUCAUGCCCAUCCAACUUUGUCGGAGGCCUUUAAGGAGGCAGCCGGUUCGGUUUUCGGUAAACCUAUCAACUUCUGAAGUAAGUCAUGAAUCUUGAAAGCCUAGGAUUUCCAAUUAUUAUUUCCUACCUAUUAUUAUUACAAGUAUUAUAGAGGAAAUGAAGAGUUCCUGUUUGCAACUUUACACUUAAUUGCACAAACUGUAAUCUAGAGCUAACUUAAAAUGUUCUGUAAAUUUGAAUCGAAUUGGUGAAACUGAAAUAAGAAUCUCGUCAAGGCGAUUUCAUUGACAAAAAGAUCGAAAUUCAGUAGAUAAAGUAAGUUCAGCUCCAGUUUGAAUAGCUCUUCCACACUCUGUAGUCCAGUGACCUUGCAAUAAUAACUUUGCUUGUAGUUUUUGUCUUCGAUCAACUUAAGAGACAAGCGCAAGACACUAAGCACGAGCCUGAACGCAUUUAACUCAUUUAUCUGAAGCAUUGUAGUUUUACAUGCGAACCCUUCAGGUGUCUGAGGCUGUUCGAAAGGAAGCAGUGACGACGAUAGAGGAGCCUUCAGGUUGAAAGUCAAAUGAAAUAAAAAAUAUGCGGAAGUCAAAAGUGUAGCCGUAGAUAGGUUUGCAUAAUGGUGUAUUCGUUCAAGGUAUCUCGGUAUCUGAAGUGAUGGAGCUUUUUUCAGGUAAAACUUUCUAAUUAUCGCCGGUCCUGUAUCUGGUAAUCUCCUACAAAGGGUGUAGUGGUCAAGUCUGGGCUCGUUCGUUUUCAUAUCAUCGCGACAGUAGCCCAAAACUUCCUCACUUCUCAAAUUCGAGGCUCCAGAAUAUGAAAGAAUUGAAGCGUCGCCAAAAUUCAACCUUAAUUUGGAACUGAUUUUCAGUGGAACUUCGUACCUUUCUCGAUCUUCCUUAAUGUCUUGAUCGCUUGCAAACUGACUCUUCGAUUCAACUGCUUGCUCAGGUUCUUGUAUCACUGGAUGAGAGGUAUUCGACUCUACGCCGUGAAUCUUUGUGGGUGUAAAUAAAAGCAAGUCUAGGUCUACAUUAGACUCUCCCGAUGUCAAUUUGCUCAGCUGAACAAGGUCAUCAAUCAAUCUAUUGAAAAUCGCCAAAGCUUCUAUGGGCGCAAGGUCUUCAAGGUUUUUGCAGCGAUUCACUUUCCCACGAAGAAUCUGCUCUACUUCGAUAUCUUGUAUCGAGUAGGUUUCAUUCCCGGUUUUGCUAUUGGGCUCGUUAUAUGUAUUUGAUGAACGGUUCACAUUUUGGGGCUCAGUUUCUUUAGCUGGCUCAUCCGAUUCCACAAAUGUGGGUACCUGGGGCUUGAGCUUUAUGUCCAUUGAUAAAACAGGAUUAGAUUUCAGCAACUGAAGCGUG
Messenger RNA from Ogataea polymorpha, 2801 nucleotides. RefSeq lists its product as uncharacterized. Lineage: Eukaryota; Fungi; Ascomycota; Pichiomycetes; Pichiales; Pichiaceae. The record is from RefSeq and is a predicted model, not a curated record. Gene Ontology annotation, molecular function: dihydrolipoyl dehydrogenase (NADH) activity; flavin adenine dinucleotide binding. Bases 45 to 1514 code for a protein of 489 amino acids. The transcript is spliced from 2 exons. Gene Ontology annotation, cellular component: mitochondrion; oxoglutarate dehydrogenase complex.